Molecule: messenger RNA, 1506 nt
Organism: Akanthomyces muscarius
Lineage: Eukaryota; Fungi; Ascomycota; Sordariomycetes; Hypocreales; Cordycipitaceae
Exons: 4
Coding region: 1-1506 (501 amino acids)
Biological process (GO): transmembrane transport
Cellular component (GO): membrane
Molecular function (GO): transmembrane transporter activity
Source: RefSeq, a predicted model, not a curated record
AUGGAAAAAAUGCCUCCUCCCGAUUACAACCAGGCUGACGCCGGAGAAAAAGAGACGACAGAUGUCUAUCAUCUAGAGAAGCAUGGCAGUGCGCUGGCAGAUGGCGGCUCCGACGACGACAACUGCGGCUUCACGGAAGAGCAGCAGCACAACAUCAUCAAGCGUAUUGAUCGCCGUCUUGUGCUCACUGUGGGUGCCCUGUACUGCGUCAGCCUCAUGGACAGAGUCAACAUGAGCGCCGCCAACAUUGCUGGCAUGGCCAAAGAGUUGGAACUUACUGGCUUCAAAUAUGCUAUUGCCAAUCUCGUCUUCUUCAUCACGUACAUCAUUUUCCAGCCCCCGUCGACCAUCCUGAUUCGUGCUGUCGGCCCGCGUCGACACCUUUCGACAAUUACGUUUCUCUGGGGUGUCGUCACUUUGGGCAUGGGCUUCACCAAGAACCAUGCCCAGCUUUCCGCGCUGCGAGCUAUUCUAGGCAUAUUUGAAGCUGGCUUUUUCCCCAGUGCUGUGUACUUGCUUAGCACCUGGUACACACGAUACGACAUCGGCAAGCGGUACUCUGUGUUUUACAUUGUAGGAUGUGUAGCUUCGGCCUUCUCUGGCGUUCUUUGCUACGGUCUCAUGCAACUCAGCGGAAAAGGCGGUCUCACCGGCUGGAGGUGGAUCUUCCUCGUCCAAGGUCUCAUCACCGUCACUUUGGCCAUUGCUGCCUACUGGCUCCUCGUCGACUUUCCCGACUCAGACCGCCCCACGUGGAGGUUCCUGGGCAAGGACGAGCUGCGGUGGGUGGUGUCGCGCAUCAACAAGGACCGCGGCGACGGCGGAGUGACCAAGUUCGACCUCAAGAAGUUCUUCCGCCACAGCCUCGACAUCAAGAUUUGGGUGUUUGCCAUGAUCUUCUUCAACACGACCACCAUCACCUACGCCCUGGCCUACACGAUGCCUCUCCUCCUCAUCGGCAACAUGGGCUUCUCCGUCGGCCAGGCGCAGUGCCUCGUCGCGCCGCCCUACAUUUUUGCCGGCAUUGUCAUGUUCACCAGCGGCUGGAUCGGCGACCGCUUCCGCUUCCGCGGCCCGCUCAUCAUCUUCAACAUGCUGCUGUGCCUGACCGGCCUGCCCAUCAUGGCGUGGCAUCCGAGCGCAGGCGUGCGCUACUUUGGUGUCUUCCUCGUCACGGCCGGCGCCAACUGCAACGUCCCCACCGUCAUGUCCUUCCAGGCCAACAACCUGCGCGGCCAGUGGAAGCGCGCCUUUUGCAGCGCCACGCUGGUUGGCUUUGGCGGCAUCGGCGGCAUCGCUGGCAGUCUCAUCUUCAGAGAGCAGGACAAGGCCACGGGCUACAAGCCGGGCAUGUAUGCGUGCAUGGCAUGCGCUGGUUUGAGCAUUCUGCUCGUUCUGGCCUGCGAUUUAGGUUUCAAGGUUGCCAACUCCAAGGCGGAUAAGGGAGGCAAAGUUCCCGAGAGCCAUGACGAUGAUGAUGCUCCCGACUUCCGCUACACUUACUAA